AUGCCACCAAAAGGCUCUCGCAAGUCCGCACCGGCAAUACACAAGACACUGGUACUAGACAAUGGUGCCUACUCGCUGAAAGCUGGUCUUGUCCCGUCGCAAUCUACGUUACCAAGCUACAACGAAUGCUGCGUAAUACCAAACUGCAUCGCGCGCAGCCAUCGCGAUAAGUGCACCUACACAGCGUCGGAACUCGACGGCUGCAAAGAUUUUGGCGAGUUAGCCUUUAGGAGACCGGUAGAGAAGGGCUUCAUUGUCAACUGGGAGGCCGAGAAGGCGAUAUGGGAGCACGAGUUCAUGGGCGCGAAGGAGGCGCUGCGGGUAGCUGACGGUGCGCAGUGUGAUCCCAAGGAAACGAAUUUGGUUCUGACCGAGAAGCCGAGUUGCCCUAAGGAACUGCAGAAGAACUGCGAUGAAAUAGUGUUUGAGCAAUUUGAGUUUGCGGCAUACUACCGCUGUGUUGGCCCAACAAUGGCCGCGUAUAACUCGACGAGUUCCGCGCCGGCGACAGCACCACAAGAAUGUCUGCUCAUCAUCGACACCUCGUACUCGGACACGACGAUACUACCGCUGUAUAACGGAAAGCUGCUGCAGCCGGCCAUGCGCCGUCUCACAGUUGGGGGCAAACUGCUCACGAACUACAUGAAGGAGCUCGCCUCGCUGCGGCACUACAACAUGAUGGAGGAAACGUACUUGCUCAAUGAGAUCAAAGAAGCCGUGUCGUACGUCGCACCUUCAUCCCAGCAAUAUACCAUAGACCUCGAGCGGACGUGGAAAGGGAGACUUGGGGACGGUAGACAGGUGGACAGUAGCGUGGUGGUGGACUACGUCCUGCCAGACUACGAGAAUGCGAUACACGGGCACGCGCGACCACACGAUGCGGCAAAGUCAAGGAUGAAGCGCGGUAUGGCGCCGGUGCAAGGACCUCGAGAGGAUCUGCUGCCGCUGGGGAACGAGAGGUUCGCGGUGCCAGAACUGCUCUUCAACCCAUCCGACAUAGGCAUACAGGAACGCGGGAUCCCUGGCGCGGUCAUCGAGUCGCUCAGCGUGCUCCCAGAUGCGCUGAAGGUGGGGCUACUCGCGAACGUGGUAGUUGUAGGGGGCAAUUCGCUGAUCAAAGGCUUCAUGGAGAGGCUCAAACGUGAGUUGAGGACGCUGGUUCCAAGCGAGUAUACGCUCAAUAUUUCACGGGCAGACGACCCUAUCAGGCACACUUGGCUGGGUGCUGCGCGGUUCGCCAGUCAGCCGGCGCUGCUGAAGGAAGCCCUGGUGAGCAAGGCCGACGACGUCCAUCUCAUCACAGCCGCCGCAAUGCGCAGGAUACCGCGCCCCUCGCGGGCAAUCGACGCGUCGUCAUUCUUGCAGUGCUCGGUGCGGCCGCAGACCGCAUCGCCCUGCACGCACCUCCGCGCCUUCUCGUCGACGCCCUCUGCGGCGUUCCUCGUGCCGGCCGGCAAGCAGGACAAGAAGAAGCACCAGCAGUUCGUGCGCCGAUGGCAGAAGCGCCUCCUGGGUGAAUCCGAGCCCAUUGGCGCCCACGUGGACCCCUACGACCCGACAUCGCCCGUGCGGAUCGCGCCUGAGGACCAGGGUGAAGAGAUCGAAGUCCUCGACGAAGACGCCGCUCCGUCGUUCCCGCAGUACCAGGAGGCCAGCCAUGCACGUAAGCUGAGGCAUGUCGGCGGCGACGCAUGGCUGGCGAAGACGGCAGAGGGCGACAUGGCCAAGGAGUUUGAGAAGCUCACGCUGCGGACGUACACGCCGCUGAGUCUGGACAUGGCUGACCAGAUCGAGGAGUGGACGGGCACGCCGUACACGCUGCACGACGAGAAUCUGCUGAUGGCGCAGACGGUGCACCAGAUCACGGGACGGCCGUACACCAAGCUGAAGUACGUUGCAGCACCUACUCUGCUUCUAAGGAAGGCUUUCGCCCAGGCCGUGGCCGAGAUCUACACACUCAGGCAGGCGGGUCUGGACAUGGACCUUUCCAAGCUGCCCAACCGCGGCGUGUACAAGCGCCCGUCGUGGGUCAAGAACGUCAAGCUCUACAACACCUCGAGCGGCGAGCUUGCUCUCGCCUUCCCCAAGUAUAGGAGCGCUGAACAGUUCAUCAAGCUCAUGCAGGAUACGCCUGAGUGGGAUACUUUUGAACCUGAGACUUUCGAGGAGGACGACCUUCUAGUCGAGGAUGUGUUGACGCCUGUUACCCCCGAGGCGCCUGCUGCUGUGCCCGUCAUGGAUCCUUCGACGCCCGAGUACAAGAGGGCUGCUGUUGUAAAGCAGGACCCCGAGAAGACGUUCGACUUUAUGUCCAACCGUCCCGUUCCCCGCGCAAAACCUAGCGCGACUCUUGCCGAAACUGCCGAUGCAGGCCUCGCCGAGGAAGUCCUGCAAGCUGAGCAGCCUGUCCCUGUCCAGCCCGCCCCCGCCCGCCACGCUGAACUCGAAACGCGCGCCCAAAGCCUCACGGAUGCCAUUGCCACACUGCGGAAAGAAGCGCUUGUGAAUGCCGAGAACACCGCUUCACAAGUUAACGAGGUCAUGUGGCGCCAUGUUCCGCUGACCGACAACGACGUCAAGUUUGCCCUGUUCAAACGCAUUCUUCAACUUACCGGUACCCGUAUCCCCGACCCCCUUCUCUCCUCGUCCCGCACUCUCGGCGAUGUAUACGGUCACCUGCGUGACGCGGCGAAGCCCGCGCCCAUCUCCCUAUUCUCUGCACUUCAUACAGAGGGUCAGUACAUCCGUGAGAAGGCUAAGAACCAAAUCACCACGCUUGAUCAUUCGAGCCAGAAAAAGAAAGCAGAUUUGGGUGACUUGCUGAUGCUGGGGAAUGUCGAGCUGAGGAAGAGCAAGCCGACGAAGACUGAGAAGAGAACUAAGACGGGCAUGGAGAAGGUCGUACAAGGAGGGAAAAGGAAUAUCGAGGUGCCAGUGGGCACACCAUUGAGUCGCAAGAGCGCGAACUUCUUGGCUGAGAAGACUACGCAGGUAGCGUAA
Molecule: messenger RNA, 3000 nt
Organism: Boeremia exigua
Lineage: Eukaryota; Fungi; Ascomycota; Dothideomycetes; Pleosporales; Didymellaceae
Product: actin-domain-containing protein
Exons: 7
Coding region: 1-3000 (999 amino acids)
Cellular component (GO): mitochondrion; Swr1 complex
Molecular function (GO): nucleosome binding
Source: RefSeq, a predicted model, not a curated record